AUGGUGGCGGGAUUCUGCGGAGAGGGAGGACUUGUGAGCAAGAGUGUUGUCAUCGUCGAGGUCGUUGAGGAUGAGAUGGGUGAUCUCUUAGCAUCUGGGAGUGGGGACCCAAACCCUGAUAUGCUAGCUCCUUGGCCACCUUCUCUUCCCCCCCUUCCUUGCGUUGCUCCAUUUGGAAGAUCGACGUCGACUGGGACGAGACGCUUAGCACACCUAGCGGCUGCUUCCAUGCCUGGCCCUGAGUUCGUGGAGCUGGUGUGGGAGAACGGCAGGAUUGCGAUGAGAGGAGGCACUCCACCAAGCAGAUGCGUCGUCUCCGGCCGCUCCGGCGAUGGCCAAGUGGCUUCCAAAGCGACUGAGACUUGCAACGGCGGUCGUCAUUGGCCGUGCCAGUCUCCCAUGCAGCAAGGCCGAGAUUUGGCUCAGUUCGUUGGAUCAGGAUUGUGUCCAGACCCUCAUCUGUCAUCGUCCAGGGCGACCGCACCGAGGGAGUCGAAUUCUCUCAGCAAGCCCGGGAGCACGAACUUUUCUCUCUUCUUACGGCCGCCUGGCGUCCUCCGGGCCGAUGAUAGACGCGCAACCGAAUUGCCAGUAAGAUCGCCAGCCGACGAACAUCUCCCCAGCGCAGAUGCGAAAACUGACAGGAGAGCAGGCAUCGGAGAUGCCCGACAGGCGCCAUUGACCGAGCCAGCAGCGGCCUUUGGAAGACGAACGGAUUUUCCUGACGAUACUUCAGGAAAGACUUUUCCUGACGAACACUCUCAAGUCCUUGGCGGGAAAAACUGUACCCGUGGAAGCAGAAAACCUAACGAUCAAUGCCGGGAUCCGUCGUCGACCGCGGCAGCGAAAGCUGUAGGCAAAACGACGGCCGGUGAGCGACAACCUCGCGACCCAACACCGGCUGCAUCUUCUUCUGUGUGCUCGCGAGAAGCUUCCAACUAUCUGGCGGGUACAUUGAAGAGGAUGCACGAAGACUCCGAAUCGAUAUAUCCAGGUGAAGACGAGGACGAUGAAACAGAAGACGGGAAACGAAACAUGCCGACUCGAAGCAGAACAUCAGUUCACAAUCUUUCGGAAAGAAGACGGGGAGACAGAAUCAACAAGAGAAUGCGCGCCUUGCAAGAACUUCUGCCAAAUUGCGACAAGGUGGAUAAAGCUUCAGUCCUGGAUGAGGUGAUCGAAUAUCUAAAGACCCUUCAGCGUCAAUUACAGAUUAUGUCUUCGACCGGAUCGCCGCUUUUCAUGUCUCCUAUGAUGUUACCCACAGGCGUACAUAACGUGCACGCACCGCAUAUGAAUCAAUUCCCGCUAGGAAUGGGCAUGAGAAUAGGAGCAGGAGCCAAUUGCAGCGCAUUUCAGUUCCCAAUCCCGCCUAUUUCUGGAGCCAGCGCUUUGCCUAGGAGCAACGGAACCGGCAUACCUAUGUUCGGAGUCCAGCCAUAUCCAUAUAUGCCUUUCAUUCCAACCCUAACGCCAUCGAUUCCGGCUGUGGAUGUUUCUGGAGGAAACACUGCAGUUGACCAUGGGGAAUUUACAGCCCCAUCUGGCAAUAGCGAUGUAAUCCAGAACAAGGAAUUCUCAGAAGCUAGAGGUCAUUUCCAGUGUGCCGGUGAAUACUUGUCGAGAGGCAUUGACCCUGUGGACAAUGUCUUAACUCCCUCCCAGCAACAAUGGACAUGCAGGAAAUAGUCGGUCUCUCAAAAGCAAACUGUGCUAAUUUUUUCCCGACGGGAAUGCGUACUUUUGAAGAACGGAGGAUGGAAGAAUUUGAAGAAAGUAGCAUUGACGACAUUCUUUUUCCAAAAUGAUCAUUCACCGCUUGCGUAUUUUACUGGACUAUUAAAGAUGGAGCCGUCUGCUGGUUAACUUGUUUGACAGUCUGACAAAAGGGAAAUCUUUCAUUGUAAACGAUAGCUAUCACAAAAAUGAAAAAAGGUUAAAAG
Messenger RNA from Rhodamnia argentea, 1943 nucleotides. RefSeq names its product transcription factor PHYTOCHROME INTERACTING FACTOR-LIKE 15-like. Lineage: Eukaryota; Viridiplantae; Streptophyta; Magnoliopsida; Myrtales; Myrtaceae. Gene Ontology annotation, molecular function: protein dimerization activity; DNA-binding transcription factor activity. The record is from RefSeq and is a predicted model, not a curated record. Bases 1 to 1689 code for a protein of 562 amino acids. Gene Ontology annotation, biological process: regulation of DNA-templated transcription. The transcript is spliced from 8 exons.